AGUCUGUGUAACGCUUCUUGUCAAUCACGUUGCAUUGCUGUCAGAAGAAAAAAACCACAGAGCUCUGUAGAUCAACAGAGUGGCUUCACUUUGCACUUUCUGCGAUCGUAAGCCCCUAUCUCAGCUCUUCAUUCUUUUUCUUUCUUAUAUACUUGAAAACCACAGAGCCACCGAGGAGAAAAAAAAUCCCACGAACAGCACUCGCGCGCUUCUUGCCAAAGGAAAACAAACAACGGAAAAAAUAAGGUGAAGCUCCCGUGUGCAAUCAAGAAAAAAAAAGCCAGGCUGCAGCCAAUUGAGGUCACGACAGAUUUCAACGGAAAAUAUACAUCACGCUCGUUCUUUUUCCUUUUUCUUUUGCUCGAUUUGAGGUCAGAAAAAAAAAAACAGCAACUUUAUUGUCCCGACUUCAGCGAUACGCGAUCUGGCCUCCAAGCGUUCGCCUCCACUUGUCUGUUUCCUUCUUCUUGUGCCCAAUACAAUUCUAGAGGAGAUGAGCGGCACAGGCAACGGACGAAACUCGCGCCGCCGCGAAAUGGACUUCAUGCGACUCUGCAACUCCAACCGUAAGGUUUACCCUUCUGACACCGUCGCUGAGUUUUGGGUCGAGUUCAACGGCCCAGAAGGAACGCCCUACGAGGACGGCACGUGGACGCUGCACGUCCAGUUGCCGGGCGAAUACCCUUUCAAGUCUCCCUCCAUCGGCUUCUGCAACCGCAUUUUGCACCCCAACGUCGAUGAGCGCAGCGGCAGCGUCUGCCUCGAUGUAAUCAACCAAACCUGGACGCCACUCUAUCAGCUAGAGAAUAUCUUUGACGUCUUUUUGCCGCAGCUGCUGCGGUACCCAAACCCGGCCGACCCGCUGAACCCGCAGGCCGCGCAUCUAAUGCACGCCGACCGUGUCGGCUACGAUGCGCUGCUGCGUGAGCACGUCAGCACACACGCGACGGUAGAGAAGGCGCGCGCUGCCAUCCCUCACCCGUACGGCCCUUCGGCUGACUCGGACGAGGAGAGGAAUGGCGUGAAGGACACCGUGUCCGACGGAAUCGCGACGACGGCGCACACAAAGGGUCUUUCCGAUUCCUCCGUCACGCCCACCGAGGAGCACGCGCCGUUGCACGAGGACGCCGCGCUAAAUGCAGCGGAAGAGGAGGACUACGAGCCUGACGCAAUAGACAUCUAA
Messenger RNA from Leptomonas pyrrhocoris, 1183 nucleotides. Its product is annotated as putative ubiquitin carrier protein 4. Lineage: Eukaryota; Euglenozoa; Kinetoplastea; Trypanosomatida; Trypanosomatidae. The coding region runs from base 494 to 1183 and encodes 229 amino acids. Gene Ontology annotation, biological process: ubiquitin-dependent protein catabolic process; protein polyubiquitination. Gene Ontology annotation, cellular component: nucleus. Gene Ontology annotation, molecular function: ubiquitin conjugating enzyme activity. The transcript has a single exon. The record is from RefSeq and is a predicted model, not a curated record.